Molecule: messenger RNA, 1354 nt
Organism: Chrysemys picta bellii (western painted turtle)
Lineage: Eukaryota; Metazoa; Chordata; Testudines; Emydidae
Gene: BRICD5
Product: BRICHOS domain containing 5
Biological process (GO): regulation of cell population proliferation
Source: RefSeq, a predicted model, not a curated record
AUGAGAAUUUGGAACCAGUUUCCUUAGGAAAAUAACUAAAAAGUACAAAUGCAAAACAUGAUUAAAAUAGCUUUGAUUUAAAUCAAUUCAUCCUCAUCAGACCUAGAGAUAAACAGUUUGACUUCAGCCUCCCAGAGCUAUCUGACCAGCAUUACGUUCACUUUGAAAUGUAAAAGUAAUUAGAUAACAAGGGCAUAUGGCUGCUCUCCCCUAUUCAUUUUCCCCUAAUAAAUAAGACUUGGCAGUUGCCAUAAGUGUGGCUGGAUAACACAGAAGGCCCUGCACAAAGCCCGUGAUUGUGUUCCAAUUGAAUACCUUCAGCUGACUCACAAGGGGAGGCAGGAAGAGCAUCUUUAUGCCAAUGACAGUAUCUCUCCACAGUACGUUUUUUCCCCCAUUUACUGGAUCUAAAGUUUCAGCCUCCACGUGGGUUUCUCUGAGCUGAGAGGCUGGAGUAGGGAGUCUAUUUGGCUGUGAUGGACACAUUCUUCAUUUCCAGCUGCAUUCAGAGGGUUCUGAUCAUGCACAAUCUGUACAUUAUCAGGAGACGGAGCCGCAGGAGCAAGGGCUGCGUCUAGACUGGAAGGAUGGAGGCGGAAAGGAGCAGUCCUGGCAACGCCACCUCUGCAGAGAGAAGACCCCUGGCAAAAUCUAAAACUCCUUCCAGGAUACUUUGGGUCAUCUUGUCUGUAAUCUUGUUUUUCGCCAUUGUUGGCAUCAGUGUGGUGGUAAUUUUCAGCUUUACCCAUAGGACUACCAAGCCUGUUUUGCAGAUUGUGCGGCUAACGUUUCAGAAUCACCAGGGCUCCCAGACGAAUCAGUCGGCCUUUGUUGACAAGUCCAAGAAUACUGUUACUUAUCAUGUAACUUCGCCAACGAACCACACAACGGUGGUCUUGUUCGACAGCAAGAAUGGCUAUGUCUGCUAUAAACCCGCAGAUCAAAAUGCAUGUUACCUGCGGAAGAUGGACGAUUGGGAUCUUGAGAACGUGCAGAUAUCUUUCAAUCUAUCUGAGCACAGGGUCAAUCAGCUGCUGCUUCAGAAUAAUCAAACCAAGUACUACCGAGAGUUCCUGGGGAUUCUGCCGGGAAGACAAGCAAAUGCCGGAAGCUUGGGGGAAGCCAUCCAAGCCCUGUGCGAGCAGACUUCCAUCUACUGGGUCAGGAAAGGGGAUGGCCCUGGGAAGAAGCGACUCAUUUACCUCUGCAUUGACAUCUGUUUUCCAAGCAACGUUUGCUUGUCUGUCUGCUUUUAUUACCUUCCUGAUUAAGCCCUGCUCCAAGGGGACUGAUCUCUCCCCCCCACCCCCCAUUUCGCUUUGUACUUGAAUUUAAAUCCUGAAAAGCCUCUGAC